This is a messenger RNA of Botrytis cinerea B05.10, 992 nucleotides long. RefSeq lists its product as hypothetical. The transcript has a single exon. The record is from RefSeq and is a predicted model, not a curated record. The coding region runs from base 38 to 889 and encodes 283 amino acids. Lineage: Eukaryota; Fungi; Ascomycota; Leotiomycetes; Helotiales; Sclerotiniaceae.
GGGCAAGCAAGUCGACACUGGUAAAUCUCAUUUACAGAUGUCACAAGGCGACAAAAACAACGCGCAGUCUCGCAAAGGAAAGGAAAUUGAUACCAAUACAACACCCUUGGAGACGGUACAAGAUAACGAGGGUGCCACUGAGAAGAUCCCGAUACAGGAAAUGUCCGAAAAGGUUCACCAGUUAGCAUCUAACGUGGAAACCCUACGACAUGGAAUGGCUGCCGCUGAUGCUUGUGGUACUACCCUUAACGCCAUCAUCAAUUGUAUACAACAAGGAAUCGAUGAAUCAAGACCUACUAUCGACAAGGCUGAAUUUAUGAUUGUUGGAAAUGCAUUACAUGACUGCGAAGAGGGAGAAGACGAUUCCGAGGACGGCUAUACUUCUGAAGGUAGCGCUGGGUCUGAUAUUCCAGCUGUGCCAGAAAAAACUCGCCACAAGCUACAGUUCAGUAAUCAAGAUGAUCAAGGAAUACAAGAAGACAGUAGUGGACCUCUGUCUCGAUCCCCUCCAUCCCAACUCCGCACAAACACCUGCAGUGCUGCAAUAAGUUUACAGCAGUUUCUACACAAUCAGGCCGGUCAAUCCCAAGCUACGCUUGCUAAAAAGUUUCUUGAUACGAAAGGUAAGAUGUCCGCGAUUGAGCUUCGCUCUAGGCAAAGACGGGAUAAGAAGAUUCUGGCUGCCGCAAAUGCUGCCAAUAAUUUUGUUCCCCGGAUGACAAUUGAAGUGUCAGUGGAAAAGAAGGAUGUCAACCAACCUCCUAGUACCAAUGUCGAAUUGAAAAAUGCUGAAAAAUCUUCCGAUGCUGGUUUGUUGAGAAGAAGCAAGAGGAUUUGUAACACAGCAUACAAUAAAGCGAAAGAGAAUAAACGCCAACGCCUUUCCUAAUAAGUCCAAGUAUGAAGGGUACCUAUGACGGGGCAUAGUCUCAUCAGGUAGAGGGGCAAGAACAUAUACAUGUAGAGAUAUGAUUUUCUUCUUGGACGGUGCA